Messenger RNA from Onychostoma macrolepis, 1780 nucleotides. RefSeq names its product LIM domain only 4a (gene lmo4la). The coding region runs from base 1247 to 1780 and encodes 177 amino acids. The transcript is spliced from 4 exons. Lineage: Eukaryota; Metazoa; Chordata; Actinopteri; Cypriniformes; Cyprinidae. The record is from RefSeq and is a predicted model, not a curated record.
UCUCCCUGUUCGUUCAUGUGUAAUUUCAGCGUAAACUGAUGCCAGAAACAAGAUUUCGCAGCUGUUAGGAGGUUUUAGACACUAAGCCACAAGAAAGCGAGUUGUAAAUUCUAGUUUUAAGAAAGCGACAGAAAGAUCAUGUGCAAAGCUCAACACUAACAUGAAUUUGACGGUUGCAGCGGAGCGCUUCUAAAGAGAGGGACGGUUUUUAAGUUUGUUGGAACACGAGACACUCGGAUUAUCAAAAGCGCAUUUUCUUCAACGCUUUUUUGGUGGACGAAAACAAAACACAUAUACAAAAACAGCCAGUCUCUCACUGUUUAUCACCGCGCAAUAACUUUGAGAGUGAUCCCACCACCUUUUGACUUCUUUCCAGACUCUGUACAAAUAACGUAGCACCACAGGUUCUUGUGCUAAGAGAGGGUUGUUUUCUCGACAGGUCUUGUGUACCUCUGCACGGGUGAUGACAAUGACAUACAGGGAAGUUUGCUCUCAGCUUAGUGAACCAUUUAUAUUUGUAUAUAAACCACAAAUGUUUUCUUUUCUUGCUGCACUGCAUUUUGGGAUAAAAUAUUUUGUUAUGCUGAUUAUUGUUCCCUUUGAGUGGGAACCUUAUUUACUUUUUUUUUUUUUUCUCCUAGCCAGUAUAAAAAUGUUACAGAAAACAAUUGGUUGCACCAUGUUACAUAGAGAAAAUAAGUUAAAUGUUAUAACUGACUCUUAUGUGUAAUCAUAACUUAAUUUCAAUCUUUUAUAAGCAUGAAUAUUCCACAUUCAAAAAAGAAAUAUAAUAAUAUAAAAAUGGUGGUAAACAACAGACAUAAUUUUGUAAUAACAUUACAAAACAAGAACCUAAAAGUGACCACAGCCACAAUAGAAAGAAAUAAAGUAAAAAACAACAACAGCAUUAUGUGUUCAAGUUGCUAUGAAUUCUGGGAAUCCAAGCACUAGCGUAGUACUAUAAACAUAUCCCUAUUACAGUUACUUAUGUACCACUGUAAUUUUCCUAGUCUUAUAAUAGUUCCCAAUUGGUCAGUCAGUUUUAUCCUUUUUUCUCUUGUCUGGAUGGGGACACUGAAAAUGCAAUCAACAACAGGGCAAGAGAUAUAUAUAUAUAUAUCCCAUCAUUCUGAUAUGACAUUUCCUCAGGAUGAUAAGAAUGUAUUAUGGUGAUGUGUUUGGAGGAACAUCUCUAAUGACUGAUCUUCUGAUGCCUCUGGAUAACACAGGCCACAUCUGCUGAUUUAUGAUUUUCUCCGCUCUAUCCCGCAGGCAGGCGAUGGUGAACAGCCGUGUGGAAACCGCCGCCGUUGCGGUAACAGGAGGCAGUGGCGGGGCAGUGCGCUCCUGUGCAGGCUGUGGAGGUCGGAUCUCGGAUCGCUUCCUGCUCUUCUCCAUGGAUCGGUACUGGCACACGCGCUGCCUCAAGUGCUCAUGCUGCCAGGCUCAGCUGGGAGAGAUCGGCAGCACCUGCUUCAGCAAAGGAGGAAUGAUCCUCUGCAAGAACGAUUACAUCAGGUUGUUUGGUCACAGUGGAGCCUGCAGUGCGUGUGGACAGUCUAUCCCUGCCAGUGAGAUGGUGAUGAGGGCCCAGGGUAACGUCUACCAUCUAAAGUGUUUCACUUGUGCCACAUGUCGAAAUCGCUUGGUGCCUGGUGACCGAUUUCACUACGUCAACGGCACCAUCUUUUGUGAACAUGACCGACCAGGUGGAGCUUUGCUCAGUAGUCACCUGACCCCCCUGCAGAGCAACACCCUCCUACCCGACCAAAAGGUAUGA